GAGGUGGGGACAUCCUUGUGGCUGGCUCCCAACUCAAUCCUGGGAGGGGGGGAGCAUGCCUGGUGAAGAUUGGCUGCCGGUUCCCCCCAAGAGGCUGCUUUGGAAACCUAGAGGGGGUGGUGCUAAACAGCCCAGAGCAGAGUCUUCAACUUAAUCUAGCUUCAGCUCACUCCAUCCCACCGAUAGUGCCAGAUACAACCUUGGGGGAGAAUGCUGUUGCUUGCCUAGGCGCAGGCACACCCGUUUUAAGAGGCAGGUGUUAGCUCCUUGGCUGGGCUUGGCCCAGGCAGUGCCCUCCAUUCAGCUUGGCUCCCAUCAGCGCUCGUGGCAACCAGAGUCCCACGUUCUCUCCCUCUCUCUCCCCUGCAGCCGAGGGAGCCCUGAGGGGAGUGUCUCUGAGCCAUGAUGUCACCCUGCCCAUGGAAUGCCCUGGGCACUGUGCUGCUGGUUCUGGUGCAGGGCUGGGCGCUGUCCGUGAGUCAGGAGUACGACUACUACAGCUGGCAAUCCGACAACUUCCAGCAUGGACGCUUCUACACUAAGCAGCCCCAGUGCGUGGACAUCCCGGCCGACCUGCAGCUCUGCCACAACGUGGGCUACAAGCGCAUGCGUCUCCCUAACCUGCUGGAACACGAAUCCAUGCCAGAGGUAAAGCAGCAAGCCAGCAGCUGGGUGCCCCUGCUGGCCAAGCGGUGCCAUUCCGACACACAGCUUUUCCUGUGCUCCCUCUUUGCACCUGUCUGCCUGGACCGGCCCAUCUACCCAUGCAGGUCGCUGUGCGAGGUGGUGCGCGACUCGUGCGCUCCUGUCAUGGAAUCCUACGGCUUCCCUUGGCCUGACAUGCUCAACUGCAACAAGUUCCCCUUCGACAAUGACCUGUGCAUCGCUGUGCAGUUUGGAAACAGUCAGGCAACUCAGCCACCAGUGUCAAAGAUCUGCACCCAAUGCGAGAUGGAGCACAAAGCAGAUGGCAUCAUGGAGCAAAUGUGUUCCAGUGACUUUGUGGUGAAGAUGCGCAUCAAGGAGAUCAAGAAAGAGAAUGGGGAGAGGCGAUUGGUGGCUGCGCAGAAGAAGAAAAAGCUGCUCAAAGUGGGGCCGUUGAAGCGCAAGGACACCAAGAAGCUGGUGCUGCACAUGAAGAACGCAGGUGCCUGCCCCUGCCCCCAGCUUGAUGACCUCAGUGGCAGCUUUCUGGUGAUGGGGCGAAAGGUGGGUGGGCGGUUGCUAGUCUUGGCCAUUUACCGCUGGGAGAAGAAGAAUAAGGAGAUGAAAUUUGCUGUCAAAUUCAUGUUCUCCUACCCUUGUUCCAUGCACUACCCCUUCUUCUAUGGGGCAGACCCCCACUGAAUCCCCACUCAUUCCAAGAACCCUGCUCACUCUUCUUCACAGCACUCCCCACACUUUUUGGUUCCCCACUCGUAGCCCGCAGAAUACCCUUUUUUACAUGGGCUGACCUACACAAAGCCACAUACUGUUGGGAGCCCAUCCCUGCAACAGGACCCUUUCUUCUAAAGCACAAACUCCAUUAGGACCAGCUCCAUUAAGUUCCAGAUCAGAGUUCUGCCCAUCUUGGAAGCUUUGGAGAACAUGCAGAAAUCCACCUCAUUGCCAACACACCUUCACUAGAAGAAUAAGUCUUAGCACCUGCAAGCAAACAUCUCUUAUCAAUCCCAGUACACCCAAGCUCCAAUAGAGGCUGAAUCACACAGAAUUUUAGUUGCAACCUUUAGUGGAACAUUUAAGGAAAAUCCCAGUCCAUUCUUAAUUCCUACUAGUGAGAAGCCAAAGAUUUUGAAACAUUAUGAGCAGGGCAACCAAUGCUUUCCAGUCGCAACCUUUCAUUUUCAUAGUGCAUUGAACUACUUAGUUACAGGGAUGGGAAACCUGCGGCCCACUAGAUAUUGUCAGACUCCAAAUCCCACAUUCCCAGCUAGCAAACCUAAUGGGCAGGGAUAUUGAGUGCUGUGGUCCAGCAACAUCUGGAGAGUCUAACAUCCCCAUCCCAUCCCUAACUUAGUAGGAGUUGGCCAGGCGCAGUAUGAAGCUCUAAACAUCUCAGACUGCCAGACACCAGAUGCGUUGUACAAGCUACAAUGUCCCAACUAAUACUUCACUGGACUGACAAUCCCCAGUUCUGGCCUCGUCUCCUAGGUUCUGCAUAGCAUCUUCUCAAGCCAUGUAGAACCUUAAGCAGACACUAAGCAAGGCCUCCGUAGAAGCCUCCCCCAAUUUCCAGCUCGCAUGACCAUUGGCUACUUCUCUGGCUGGGGCUGAUGAGAGUUGUUGUCCAGGUUGCAGGAGGCUGCUGGUCUGUUAUAUGAUUGUGAUGCUUGAAGGUGGGUGACAUCCCUCAACUAAAAAGUCCAGGUCUUCAGUCAUGACAUGGUCAUUAUUGCAUCAGCAUCUUUUGAGGCACAGAUCUGUACAGCAUCCGUAAACAUCAUGGGGCAGAUCCACCC
Molecule: messenger RNA, 2459 nt
Organism: Podarcis raffonei (Aeolian wall lizard)
Lineage: Eukaryota; Metazoa; Chordata; Lepidosauria; Squamata; Lacertidae
Gene: SFRP5
Product: secreted frizzled related protein 5
Exons: 3
Coding region: 403-1347 (314 amino acids)
Biological process (GO): non-canonical Wnt signaling pathway; negative regulation of canonical Wnt signaling pathway; canonical Wnt signaling pathway
Molecular function (GO): Wnt-protein binding
Source: RefSeq, a predicted model, not a curated record